ACUCCGGUAAUAAGGUCAAAGUCAUACCUGUUCAAACAAAUGACAGUGGACCUUAGCUUAAAAUAUGAAGUCUGUUCAAAGUGCCCGUAAAAAAAUAUUACAGUACCCAGAAGCUUUGUCACAAUGCGCAGUUCAGGCCACAGCAUAUGGUAAAUGCAUCACUGCAAAGGAUAAUGUCACAAAAUCUGCGUGCCAGAAAGAAUUUGAUGCAUUAAAGGAAUGCAUUAAAAAAUCCAUGAAAAAGUGAAAUCAUGCUUUUAAACUCAGAUGAAGAGACAACUUGAUAUGUGGAAUGGAAUACAAUACUACCAAGACGGGUUUUGUUUUAAUUAAGAAAUUGAUUUCUCCUGUAAAGUAUUCAGUCAACUCUGCUGUAUUACUGCAAAUAUUUGGUCUUUGUCGCAAACUUCAGUGUUUCUCAACAUCAAGCAAGACCUUUAUAUUUUCUGACCAGUUCAGCCCAGCAAGAGAGAACAGCAACAUUUAUUUUAAAAAGAGACUUCUUUCCUCACCCACAACAGACGUCAACUUUGCGACGGUAGAUCAGGUUAAGAUUCCAACUUAUAGACUGAAUGCCGUGGCCAGGAUAUUGGAGUGCAAUAUUGCUGAGGCAGAAUCAAUUAUUAAACAGUUCCCAUUCUUAGCACACCUGUCAACGCACCUGCUUCAGCAGAAAGUUAAGUUGCUGACCUCCUACAACCUGCCUUUAUCUUUUAUUAGAAACAACCCACGUCCUGUUUACCACACUUCAUAUCAUGAGCUCGACAAACGCCUGCGGUUGUUGAAAGCCAGAUCAUUUUUGACAGAAAAUCCAGUCAUACAGCAAGAAAAUCUUGUUCAUUACCUGGAGUGUGAAAAUGAAAAAUUUGAAUCAGGAUACAAGAACAUAUGCACCCAACUGGAUUCACUUGAAGGUUGUAGUAAUCAGUUGGACUAUUUGCAGAUGAGGCUGAAAUGUUCUAAAGAAACAGCUGCCAUGAUGCUUUCAAGCUAUCCCUUGGAUCGUCAUGUCAGUAACAAGAAAAUAAAAAAGGUUUUAGACUUUGCGCUUGACGAGGUUAAACUUGGAUCAGACUUUGUUAUUAAAAAUAGGUGGCUCUUUGCAUUUUCACUUAAGAGAUUGAAGCAACGAUUACAAGUAAUGAAAGAAGCUGAAGUUCCAGUGGAGGAUUAUCCAUACAUUUGGCUAUUAACUGAAAAGAAAUUUAAACAUGAAUUUGAAAAAUUCUUACAACCAAAAUAAUUUUUUUUACUUUAGCAUUAUGUUUGUGUACAUGUGUUAAUCUGUUCUUGUCAAAAAUGCUUUUCUGAUGAAAUUUUAAGUUCAUUUUGGGUUUGUUCCUUAAACAAAAUAUAAUAAAAGUGUUGUUUUCUGGUUAUUA
Molecule: messenger RNA, 1382 nt
Organism: Physella acuta
Lineage: Eukaryota; Metazoa; Mollusca; Gastropoda; Physidae
Biological process (GO): regulation of DNA-templated transcription
Molecular function (GO): double-stranded DNA binding
Source: RefSeq, a predicted model, not a curated record